AUGUAUAUAGCUGUUGUGUUUUUGUCUGUAUAUUCAUUCAAUUUACUUUUAAGAAGUAUGUCGUCACAUAAACCAAAACCAAAUCUUGAAGAUCCCAUUGGUUAUGAACCAGGACAAAUUCAUUUCGGAAAAGAUCAGGUAUUGUCGAAUGAAAAAAAACGUGCACCACAAGCAGGUGAAAAAGGUGAAGAAGAUAGUCAUGUCUGUGGUCAAGCGUCUCGAGAGAUUUUUGGUGGCACAUCCAGCACAAGAAUUCUUGGUGAGCCGAUAAGCAGACAAUUAGAUGCUGCAAAGCCAAUCGAUAUAACCAACAAAAAGAUAUAA
Didymodactylos carnosus is the source of this 324-nucleotide messenger RNA. The record is from the annotation of a GenBank genome assembly. Lineage: Eukaryota; Metazoa; Rotifera; Eurotatoria; Philodinida; Philodinidae.